AUGAAACUUUGUUUCAUAAGCCUUUUUUUGGUAAUCUCAUCAUUGCGACCAUGCCUUGGUUUCGAGUUUCCCUUCUGGAGAACGCCGACGGUCGGGGAGGGGUUGAUGCUGCCUCUUUCGGCUCCAGAGCAGUGCCCACUGAAUCCUCCAUUGUCGUGCUUCAAUAAGACUGAAGUGUCUAAUCUGUGCUGUUUCGAAUAUCCUGGUGGAAUUUUAUUGCAGACGCAGUUCUGGGACUACUUGCCUCCAGUCGGUCCCGAUGACAUGUUCACGUUGCACGGGCUCUGGCCAGAUAACUGUGAUGGAUCAUACGAGCAGUUCUGUCACAAUUCAGAGACAAUUCAGAGUGGAAAGAAGAUUUUGGAGGCGUUUGGAGAAUACGACCUUUUGGAGAAAAUGAACCGGAUUUGGAAAAAUUUUAAUGGCGAUGAUGAUUCGUUGUGGGUCCAUGAGUUCAAUAAACAUGGUACGUGUAUGACCACAUUGUCACCUAGUUGUUAUGACCAGUCCAACUACAGCGUCAACCAGAACGUAGUCGAUUUCUACAGGGCUUCAGUCGAUCUCUACGAGCAACUUCCCACUUUCAAAUGGCUCAGCGACAACGGCAUUGUUCCAUCUGAAGAGCAGACCUACUCCAAACAGCAGAUUGAGGACACUUUGAGCGCCAGAUUCGGCCAGCCGGUCUUUGUCUCCUGCAACAGAUACCAUGCAUUGCAGGAAGUAUGGUAUUUCCACCAUUUGAAAGGGAGUAUCACUAAUGGAGAGUACGUUCCUAUUCCUGCUUUGGCCAACUCUAAAUGCCCUCCCGAAGGUAUUCGGUUCUUGCCUAAGUCGUUCAAGCCAUCCCCUACUGGUGGACCGCCAUCGCAGCCAAAGCCAACUGGAGGCAGUGGGAUUGACGGUUAUAUUAAGUUGACUGAAUUACCCGGGUGUCUUAUCGGCAAUGGCCGCUGGUAUACUUCGGGCACAUGCGCCAGGUAUAAGCUGAUCAAAGCCCCGUUUGGUGGCUACAACCUGAAGACGAGCAAGGGUUGGUGCGGCAUUGGAGCCACAGGGGAUCUAGAGUGCAACCCCAGGAUUGGUCCAAUGCAGUUUGGGUACGACAAAGAAAGAAGCCUGAUUACUUACGGAGGAAAGUUAAUUUGGUCUGCCGACCAGACAGCAGGGAGAUUUACGCAAGUGCCCAUCUAUCCGGGAAAUACAGGGGAUGUAACCUUCAAACUUAAGUUUGAGAGUUCUUGA
Molecule: messenger RNA, 1242 nt
Organism: Kuraishia capsulata CBS 1993
Lineage: Eukaryota; Fungi; Ascomycota; Pichiomycetes; Pichiales; Pichiaceae
Exons: 1
Coding region: 1-1242 (413 amino acids)
Biological process (GO): RNA catabolic process
Cellular component (GO): extracellular region
Molecular function (GO): RNA binding; ribonuclease T2 activity
Source: RefSeq, a predicted model, not a curated record